AUGAACCUUGAUUUUGUAGAGUCUGAUAGGCAGUGCAGGACAAAGCCAGGAGGUGGGCAGAAGAGGAAAUUCCCAACUGUUGAAACGUUGAUACGCAAGAGAGUAACUCGUCCAACUGAAGUGGUUGAGUGCCACACGUGGUUGCAUGAAAUGGAGACUGGGGACCUCUAUGUUCCAUCCAUGAAGGUAUUUGCAGUUUAUGGGAUGGCCAUUGAAGAAUGCAAUGACACUAGAAAGCAAAAUGUCAAAUGGAAGGUUCUGAAAACAAAAAUGAGGGGCUUGAAGAAUACUCCGAGAGCUACAGCGAAAUGUGAGUGA
Dovyalis caffra is the source of this 318-nucleotide messenger RNA. Lineage: Eukaryota; Viridiplantae; Streptophyta; Magnoliopsida; Malpighiales; Salicaceae. The record is from the annotation of a GenBank genome assembly.